AGAAGAAGAGCUGCAGAAGCGCAUUUCCUUUAAUGAAACAGCCACCUUUUUAUUUCUACAAUUUAAUCGAAAAUAAGCAUUAUAUGAGGAAGAAAUGAAAUAUAAUCCUUCAUAAAGUGCAUAUAUGAAGGCGUACGCUCGGGAGACAAGCGGUACCGGGUGAAUUUCCGCCUUUGUUGGUGCGCGCGUGUUGUUGUUAGCUAGCUCCGCUCGUGAACGAUGUUCGGUUUAUUCUAAAAAUCCAAAAAGAACUUUCUAUUUUUGGUGAAGAGGCAACCUCUGCUGAGCACGAUGGCCACUCAGAGAGUUCUCCCUCAGAGCAAAGAGACUCUGCUGCAGAACUACAACAAGAGGCUGAAAGAUGACAUCAAGUCGAUCAUGGACAACUUCACGGAGAUCAUCAAAACUGCCAAGAUUGAGGAUGAGACGCAGGUAUCGAGACCGACCCAGGCCGAGCAGGACCACUACGAGAUGCACGUCAGAGCAGCCAACAUUGUCCGAGCCGGCGAGUCCCUCAUGAAGCUCGUGUCGGAUCUGAAGCAGUUCUUGAUUCUGAACGACUUCCCCUCCGUCAACGACGCCAUCAGCCUGCAGAACCAGCAGCUCCGCUCGCUGCAGGAGGAGUGCGACAAGAAGCUGACGUCGCUCCGGGACGAGAUCGCCAUCGACCUGUAUGAGCUCGAGGAAGAAUAUUACUCCUCCAGGUACAAGUAGGCUCAGACUUGCCCCCCAUUCCACCGCACCGCCCAUCUCUCACACCCAUGCCCAGCACCAUGUACUGUCUCUUUUUGUUUUUUUUUUGCCAUUCACGGAUGGGUUAAAUCCCCACUUGAGGGCCAUCAUGACGUCUCACAUCUCACUCGGUGCCUUUUACGUUGUUGUGAUGUACCACAGCUUUGACCUCUCUGUUCUGUAAUGGUCAAAGCAUCAAGGCCUUAAAGGGGCAGACCACGAAAAUUCAGGUCCGAUUCGGCCUGAAAGCUUAAAAGCUCUUUUCAUCUUUUAUUUAAACAAAACCAAAAGCAUCAGUGUGUGGAUUUACUGCAGGUUUCUGACCAAAUCCCGGAAGGCCUUUCAGCUUUGUGAUCUGUAAUAUUCAGAGGUUUUAGGAAACAUUUUCACAAAUAAGCUUGGACGUCCAAGAGAGUAACUCCUCCGAUAUUUGUGAGCGAUGAGAUCUCCAAGUGCAUUUAUAACAUUCAUAACAAUUUAAAUAGAAGGGAUGAUGUUGAGGCCUUCGUUUUUCUAAUGUGUCCAUGCAUGAUUGCAUGCUAGGCUACAAGUUCCAAGUGAUUUAUACAAUGAUAGAAGAGAUUUUUUAAUGUAUCAACCAUGAAAAUUAAUAUAAUUGAUAAUAUUUAAAGCAUAUAUAUAUAUAUAUAAAUAUAUAAAUAUAUAUAUAUAUAUAUAUAUAUAUAUAUAUAUAUAUAUAUAUAUAUAUAUAUAUAUGAUAACAGCCUGUGUGAUAGAUUUUAAAGGUACAAUUUGUGAAAUUCUACUCAUACCACUAUUAUCCUCCAGAUGGCAACAGUGAGUCACUCUCCCUGUUUAGCUAGCUGUAGCUUCCUCCUGCUUUUUAGUGUUGGCGUGACUCCAGUGCACCAUCUUGUGGUACAGUCUAGUUUUACUGAAGGAUUCCUGGUUAGCUUUUUUACUCAAGAAGAUGCCCACAACGUUCUGAUUAAUACAUUUUUCAGAUUGAAAGUUUUUGAGUAAAAAUGUUAUUGUACCUUGUAGACAUUAAUAAAUACGUAGUUAGAUGUCGGGGUUUGCUGUUAUUCAUCUGAGGCUUUAAAUUUCUAACAUAGAUGUUUAAAAAAAAAAAAUAAAAGAUUUGGAAGAUUAAGAUUUAAACCUUGUGAAUUCCGUCCGUAGGAACAAGAGCUGUAAGCAUGAAAGCGGUCACACGAGGUGCAAAUGUACAUGUGUGUCAGUUUUUUUCAAGCUGUUCCAACAGACUGGAAGUGAUGGAAAAAUAAAAGUAGAGACAAAACGCUG
Salarias fasciatus (jewelled blenny) is the source of this 1998-nucleotide messenger RNA. RefSeq names its product mediator complex subunit 22 (gene med22). Gene Ontology annotation, biological process: regulation of transcription by RNA polymerase II. Gene Ontology annotation, cellular component: mediator complex. Gene Ontology annotation, molecular function: transcription coregulator activity. The record is from RefSeq and is a predicted model, not a curated record. The transcript has 3 exons. The coding region runs from base 292 to 714 and encodes 140 amino acids. Lineage: Eukaryota; Metazoa; Chordata; Actinopteri; Blenniiformes; Blenniidae.